GGCUGUCAAAUCGGCUCUAGCUAGAUGUUCGUUUCGUCUACUUUUUGAUAGCAUUUUGGGUAUUGAAUGGAAUGGUUUGUUGUAUGGUUAACGACAUCGGUGAAAAACUGUGAAAAUUCCGCGAUCAUAUAAAUCGAAAUUACAAAUAAAUUUUAAAAGUGAUCUAGAAAAUUCAACACCUAAAAUAGUUGUUUUGUGUAUACACAAUAACAAAAUUUGUGCGUUGAAAAUGUCAAAUUGACAUUUUUGACUAGUUGACGGACAAAACUUCAUUUUUUCUGCUUUGUGAAAAUUAUCGGUAUUUCGCUGUGUCUACUGCUUCUAUUUGACAUUCAACGACAUUUGAGGUAUGAAAUAUAGAUAUUGGUGAUGUCAACGUAGCGCCUAUGGACCUUUAAAAAAGCUCAUACAUUGACUAAAUAAAUUAAACAAUACAGUUUCAAGUUUUUGGAUACAAAGAGGCAAAUAUUGGAACAUCGAAAUUUUGUACUGUACAUAGAUGCGGCCAUCUUGCGCAGAAGUUUGGCGAUCGUAUACCUCGCUUCUGACCUAUUUUUUUGUAUAUAAUUAAAUCGUAUAACUUAACCGAAUAUGACUAUUCCUACAUUAAAACAUGUGGAUCUGAUUGGUGCGGUGAUUUUUUAGCGGAAGAACAUUUUCUUUAACUAUCACACCAUACCUUCCAAAACCCACUGGGUAAUCCUUGACUGGGUGGUAGAACAUUUUAUAUUUACAUAUGUAUUUCUUCACAUAUUGCAUUCAUUUAUUUAAGAUAUUUCAAUGACAUUUCCUUCCGAUUGCAUUUUUCUAUGUCACUUUCUCACCAAUUAUUUUGUUUCCGCCAUUUUGACAAAAGAAACCAAAGAUUUAUUAUUUCUCUUCUGCCAAUUCUAUUUUCGUUGAAACAACACGAAAAGAGGUUCAACAAACGAAAGUAUAUCUGCUGCAUUCACUCUUUAAGUUGCAAUGGUGUAAAACGUCGUGGAGAACAAUAAAUGAUAACUGUCAAACGCGUGCUUCAUAUUUCGUGGCGUUCAAGUUUAUUAAAGAAAAAAAGUUUGAAGUUUAAUUAGUCAAAAAUAGCAGUAGAAAUUGACGUUUUGUUGAUUUUGUACACAAAUGCAUGUCAAAAGCCACUGGAGCCGGCAAACUACUGUAUGAGGAAAACGCAAGUCUAGCGCUAACUAGGAAAACUAUUGGAAGCAUCCAAGCAACUGCUGACUUGCGUUCCCUAAGGCAACUUAGUUAAAAAAUUGAUUUUAGAAAAACGCUUAAAUCGUAUUUAGAAGACAAAAUCACUUGCAUACAUACAUCAAAUAAUAAGCAGACGUUUGGCGGCAUAUUUUAAUUUUGACUCUGAAUAUUUCAACUUUUGAAUUUUAUUACACGUUGGGCCGCUCCAACAGACGUUAGCAGAAGAUUGCUAAUAUAAAUGAUUCUGUAGCAUCGAUUGUGCUAGUUGUAAGAGGAAACAGUCUCAAUUUCGAAGAUUCAAAAUGCUUUCACCGGACACACUGCAUCACGAAGAAGUUAAUUUGGCGUUAGACCGACAAGUUCGCCAAGACAUACAGGAUAUGGCGCAAGAGGCGCAGAUACAAGCACAGAUUAUAGCGCACGAAGCGCGUGAUCGAUUUCAAUCUACAUCGAGCGUUGAGGAAGAUGGCCAAGAAGAUAUUGAACAUGACGGUGUCACUGUUUUGGGUGUUGUUGAAGCCGAUGAUGAUGAGGACGUACAUCAUCAUGAAAGUAUUGUUGAAGAGGAUUUGACCGAGCACGAUUUGUCUGACAUGCAAGAUGUCAAAGAUUUCAAGGAUAUGUUAAUGGAAUCCAAUGAUGGCAAUGCGGACAAUUCAUUAAUGCGCAAGCGACGCGGCAACCUGCCGAAACAAUCUGUUAAGAUCUUAAAACGUUGGUUGUAUGAACAUCGCUACAAUGCAUACCCCAGCGAUGCAGAAAAGUUUACACUAUCGCAGGAAGCUAAUUUGACGGUGCUGCAGGUUUGCAAUUGGUUUAUCAACGCCCGUAGGCGCAUACUACCCGAAAUGAUACGCCGAGAGGGCAAUGACCCCUUACACUUCACGAUUUCAAGGCGCGGCAAAAAGCUGAACUCAUCAUUAAACUCGUCAAAUAGUUUAAAUGCAAGUGGAAUUGUACCAAAUCCUAUUACUGGCAGUCCAGCCUCGGAAGUGAUCGUUGGCGCGACGGAGGAAGUUGAGGGCGAUGAGGUGCAUGAUGGCGUCGCAAAUGUACUAACGGCGUUAGGGCAUUUCGUGCAAACGCCGGGCGGCCACAUGGUCAAAGUAGAACCAGACAUGGAGUACGAUGAUAGUGUAAUUUAUAGAUCGGAAGAUGACAGCGUCAACGAGUACGAUUCGUGCGAGCCGCAAAGUGAGGAGGAAGGGAAAUUUGAAAGCUCGGACGCUUGGCAAAGCGUUAUGAAUACCGAGGAAGUAACGACCUCUAGUCCAACCGCAACGAAUAAUACCUAUUGGACGACGGCAUCACAUCCGCACACGACGACGGCGCAAUCUCAUGCAAUAGGUGUUACUGGCGCAACAACAACAGGCAACAAUGUGAUAGCGGCUGCCAAUGUGAAUGCACUGGUAAGCCCAGUCGAGUGCAAACCUGAACCGGGCGUGACAGUGGGCGCCGAAGCAACGGUUGUUACAUCGGGCGUCUCAAAUGCGUCUAACAGUAAUAAUAAUAGCGCAAAUGCAACAAAUAAUAAUACAAUUACAUCAACCGUACAGGUCAUACAUCCUGGCAGUCAUCUGGUGAAAGGUGUUAUACGCGACGAUAAAGAUAAAUUCAAAUGUUUGUACCUGCUGGUGGAGACGGCAGUGGCCGUGCGCCAACGUGAAAAGGAGCAAGAAGACGAAGAUGUACAUGUGCUGGGAAAUUAGUUAGCCGACCACCACAUCAACAUGCAAUUAACAAUAAAACAAAACGAAGAAAUUCACACAUCCACGAACUGUUUGCAGUGAUGUGUCUUUUGUAUAGUGUCUAAAAUGUGAAUUUAAGCCUUGCGUGUCAACAGUUUUAUUUAUGCUGAAUUUCUGAUAGCUCAUUGGUGUCUGAGCAAGAAUAACACUUCUAAGCACUAGUUAGUACCAUACAUUUUGCGCAAUAAUCGGUUACAUUUCAAAUAUUUGCUACUUGCUGCUAAUGUACCAUAUUUAAUUUUCAUGCAAUCAUAUUAGUUUUCUCAAUUUAAUUUCGCAACUACAAUAUUUACAUAAUUUGUCAAUGGUUUACAUGAAUUACAUUAAACGCGUAUUAUCAGUUUCUAAUAAUUAAGUUUUUUUUUUAUAUUUGGUUGCAGAUGCUUAUAUAUUUACAGCUUAUCAAAUGAAAAUACGCCAAUUUACCAAAUGACUACUAAUAAUAUUAUAAUAAAUAAUUUUGCCCGUACAUUACCUCUUUUUCUAUUUUCUCAAAAGUGCGUUAGACAAAUUUACAAUAAUUUUCAUAAUAACAUGCCGUAAGUGAUUGUCUAACUAAUUACUAUCUUCUCUACGCGCUGCAGCAAGUUCUUGAAUUAAUUUUCUUUUUAAUAAAUUUUUUUUUUUAAUUUAAUUUUUUUUAAUUUAAUUUUUUUUAAUUUAAUUUUUUUUAAAUUUAAUUUUUUUUAUUGCAAGUCUAUAACAAUACACUCGCGCACAUUUCUGUGUUGUAUGGCAUGGAAACGAAUAUUUUAAAUUGUCUGUUUAUUAAAUCUCACGUAAUAUUUUUUUAUAUUACCUCCGUUUGUAAAGUAAACAAAGAACAGCUGAAAGGUCACUGGAGAGUUGUUAUAAUGUAUGGUAUUUGCCGUUACUGUCACAUUGCAUCAUUCAAAACUGUCAAAAAUAAAUUAUGCAUAACUAUUGAACAGUUGAAUUGAUUAUGAGUAUGAAGAAAUAUAAUAUAAAUCAGAUCCUUAAAUUAUUAUUUUCUUUAUUGAGUUUCGCCAUAUUUCUCAAAAAGCCAUCAGAUAUGUGUAAAACAAUUUUUUUAAUCUUUUUUUAGUACAUUUCUGCUUAUCGUCUUGUUUUAAUUUAAGAAAUAUCUUUUACUUUGCUGAUGCAGUGUGGCGAACAGCUGUUUCAAAUUAAAAAGAAUUUAAUUUAAAUUUACAAAAAAAAAAUCAAAUAUAAUUUAAAAAAAUUAUAAACUUUAAUUUAAAAAAUGUCAAAUUAAAUUAACAAAAAAAUUUUCAAGUUUAAUUUUCCAAUAAAAAAAAUUAUUAAAUUUAAUUUUACAAAAAAAAAAAUUAAAUGCGUGAAUGUUGCAUAUUUCAAAGUUUUUACUUACAAAAAUAGUUGAUAGGCAUUUUACUUAAGCGCGUUGUACACAUGUAAAUUAAUUAAAACAGAACAGAAAAAACUUGUAAACGUAAAUCGAAAUGCGUAACUUAUUAUUGGUUCAUUUCGCUAAUUGGAAAAAUUAUCAAAAAAAAA
Molecule: messenger RNA, 4439 nt
Organism: Bactrocera oleae (olive fruit fly)
Lineage: Eukaryota; Metazoa; Arthropoda; Insecta; Diptera; Tephritidae
Source: RefSeq, a predicted model, not a curated record